AUGUCUGGAGCUGGUACAAAGGUCAACGAUCCACACUCGAUCAUCAAAGAGGGUGCCGGAGCCAUAGCAUCAGAUUCUCUUGCAGCCGAGUCUACGAGAGCUGGCGGAGGCUUCGCUGAAAAUCGCGACGGCGAACCAUUAGGCGUUGCAGGCGCAAACUCCACAUUUGCAAAUACCAAUACAUCUGGAGCUACUCGUCUAGAUCCUGCUUCCGAUGCUGAAGCACGAAUGGCGACUGAAGAUUGGGCGGAAGAGAAGAAACUAGGAGCUACCGGUUCAUACCAGAAAGACGCCGGUAACCCCAAUGCACAAAAGAGCACAAGUAGUGCGGGGGUCGCACCGAGUUAUGUGUCCAAUCAAUACCAGUCUGGCGGCAACCCGAAAGGAAAGAACUUGACAGAAGGGGGAUUUGAAAGUAAUGAUGCAAAGAAUGCCAGUUUUACAUCAGAAAUUGGAUCAAAGAAUGAUCCGAGUCGGCUUGCUGAGCAGAAGAUGCAGAGAGAGAAUGCUCAAUCAGCAAAUGAUGCAGGCUUCCCCAGGGAUAACAACACAACAGGUGGAACGCCAUAUGAUGCUUUAGGUGGUGAUACCGCAGCUUGA
This is a messenger RNA of Botrytis fragariae, 600 nucleotides long. RefSeq lists its product as uncharacterized. The coding region runs from base 1 to 600 and encodes 199 amino acids. The record is from RefSeq and is a predicted model, not a curated record. Lineage: Eukaryota; Fungi; Ascomycota; Leotiomycetes; Helotiales; Sclerotiniaceae. The transcript has 2 exons.